AUUACAAGGAAGAGCACCUUGAGGUGAAACAAAGGAGAGAUGAGGAGGAUGUCAAUGAAACGACUUUGGCUGUUCACUUUCAGUGCAAUUCUGGCAACCGCUCAUGCCCUCACUGUGGAAACACCUGACAAGGAAAUACAGGUGGCACGAGGGAGCAACGCUACUCUCCGCUGUAAUUUUAAGACGGAGGCUUCUGUUACCUCAGGAGACUUUGUCGUCUGGAAGAAAAUAGAUAGCAAGGAUGAUGCUGUCACUAGGUAUUUUGAUGGAGUUGUACAGUAUGGCGAGGGCUAUGAAAACCGUUUACAGUUUGGCGAUGGCGUAAGCAAUGGGGAUGCCAGUAUCACCAUCAGUGCAGUGACCAUGGAAGACAAUGGAACAUACGCAUGCAGCGUCCGUGUGAAGAGUGACCCACCCAGGCAGUCUGCAGCCUUGUCUCUUUUUGUCCUUGUUGCACCAUCCAAGCCAGAAUGCAAGAUUCUGGGGACAGCACAAUAUGGACACACAAUCAAUCUGACUUGUGUUUCUCAUGAGGGCUCCCCAAAGCCCAGAUAUACCUGGCAAAGCUUCAACGUACAAAAUGAGCCCCGUACUCUACAAACAACAGAAGGGCAACAAAUAACUCUGAAGAACAUCUCUGCAGAUACCUCUGGCUUUUACAUCUGCACUUCAACAAACAGCGUGGGAAAGGAAUUUUGCAACAUGACAGUCAGCGUCGUGCCACCAUCCAUGAACAUAGCUCUUUAUGCUGGCAUCAUUGGUGGAGUUGUUGCUGUAAUUAUAGUUAUUGGUAUUAUAGCCUACUGCUGCUGCUGUCGGGCGGAGAAGGAAAAGGACUAUGAGAUGGCGGAGAGAGAAGACAGACGUGAACCCUCCAGACAGACACCUACAAGGAAUCAGACAGCAGAGGACGAUUUUGAAGAUGAAUGAAGAAGCAGGAGGCCAAUGCCAUCUUCAGGACUUGCUGAGGCACAGACACUGCUGUAGAAAAUAAAUUAAUCCCUCUUUCUUACUGCAAGAAGGGUUUUUUUAAAAUAAAAUGAAAGCUAAUGGCCCUGCCCUCAAGUUCUGAGAGAGCAUUUCCCGGUCUCCCUGGAAAGAAGUGCCUAAUGUACAAAUGAGGACUAAUACAUAACCUCACAGCUGAAAAAUGCAUGUGAAGCACUGUUUCACCUGGUCAUCCAAAAAUAAGCAGUCUUCUAGACUUCCCACUUUCUGAAAGAACCAACCAGUCGGGUCUGUUUGGAGAAGAGAGUUGCUGCUGUAUACCCAAGACCUACAGAAGGUUUCAAGGUCAUCAACUGCAAGUCAUUGAAGAAGGGUGGUCUUGUUUAUGGCGGUACGCAAUGCAUUUGCACGCAAGCUUACAGCAUUGCCCUGUACAGCAAUGAUUUUAUGCACACUGAAGCAAGCUGGUUUCUAAGGAGAUUUUAUCAAUUAUGUCCUUUGUACACACUGUACAUGAACAUAUAAAUACAAACAUGGGAAAAAUUAACAGAUGAGCAAUAAAAGUAUCUCAUUUGGAACAAAAAUGCAUACUAUUGGAAUGGAUAAGGUAAGAACUUAGAUGGACAUGUAAAUGGCAGAUGAUGAGAUCUACAGUCUAUUAGCCUAUAUACUGUCACAUUCCUUAACUUACGAGUUCUAUCUCGAGUUCUAUCUUAUGAGUGUUGCAUGGGCAAGUCAGAAAUAGUCCAUUGCUCUGCUGCUGCUUCUGGAAAAAAUGACAGUGUGAAAGCAUGUGCAUGGCAACUACAUCUUUAAUGAAAAGAAGGAACAGAAAAAAUGGAGGGAGGGAGAGGAAUAAAAGUACCUUUUUAUUCAAAAUUGCAACAAUUUAAUCAGAAGCACUGGAUGUGCAAAAGUGGAGAGAAUUCCUAUCACUAGUAUCUUAUCUUUGGAAAAGAAUGGGAUGUCUGUCCAAAAGACAGUCAGUGUGAUAUUAAAACUAAUU
This is a messenger RNA of Colius striatus (speckled mousebird), 1954 nucleotides long. It is a transcript of the gene GPA33, whose product is annotated as glycoprotein A33. NCBI's taxonomy places the organism in Eukaryota, Metazoa, Chordata, Aves, Coliiformes, Coliidae. The transcript is spliced from 7 exons. The coding region runs from base 40 to 930 and encodes 296 amino acids. The record is from RefSeq and is a predicted model, not a curated record. Gene Ontology annotation, cellular component: plasma membrane.